AUGGAGGUGGAUGCAUUUAGACGCCUUUUCCCUCUACGCUUUCAUGAGCGCCACCUGCUCGAGUCAAUACGGCCUGAUGGUCGGCCUCUUGGAAGAGCUAGAGAUACAACAAUUGCCCUUGGAGCCGUUGCAUCUGCUAAUGGAUCAGCAUUAGCAAAGAUAGGUUGCACUACCAUGCUGGCUGCUGUUAAAUUGGAAGUCAUGACACCAAAGGCGGAGUCGCCUGAUGAGGGUUGCAUAGUUAUUGAUUUCCAUAUGCCUCCAAUUUGUUCUCCACUGGUUCGCCCUGGCAGACCAGCAGAGGCAGCACCAGUAAUAACGAAGCAAUUAACUGACAUCAUCCUGAGUUCUGGGAUGAUCGAUUUAAAAGAAUUAUCUUUGGUCAGUGGAAAAGCUGCUUGGAUGGCCUACCUGGACAUAUACUGUCUCGAUGCUGAUGGCGCCCUAUUUGAUGCGGCAUUGCUUUCUGCUGUGGCUGCAUUCUCACACUUGCAAAUUCCGGUAGUUUCUCUCAAUGAUAAUGGAAGAAUAGUUCUUCUUUCUGAGGAAAAUUCUGGUGCAAUGUGGGAAAAGGAGCCAGUGAAUAAAGAGAAGAGAAAGCUGAAGUUGGAUACUCUACCAUUCUCCUUGACAUGCGUGCUUCACAAGAACUACAUUCUGGCAGACCCUUCUGCCGAGGAAGAGUCUAUUAUGGAAACAUAUUUAACUGUGGUGUUGGAUUCGUCUAUGCAGCUCGUGUCUCUUAAUAAACCGGGUGGACCAGGUCUGGCUCAAACAUCAGCCAUCCAGGAUUGUGUAGCAUUAACAAUACAGAGAGUGAAAGAGCUUCAGAAGAUACUGAAUGAAGCAAUUUCUGAUAUGGAAGUGGACUAG
This is a messenger RNA of Fraxinus pennsylvanica, 873 nucleotides long. The record is from the annotation of a GenBank genome assembly. NCBI's taxonomy places the organism in Eukaryota, Viridiplantae, Streptophyta, Magnoliopsida, Lamiales, Oleaceae.